Messenger RNA from Purpureocillium takamizusanense, 558 nucleotides. RefSeq lists its product as uncharacterized. The transcript is spliced from 2 exons. The record is from RefSeq and is a predicted model, not a curated record. NCBI's taxonomy places the organism in Eukaryota, Fungi, Ascomycota, Sordariomycetes, Hypocreales, Ophiocordycipitaceae. The coding region runs from base 53 to 289 and encodes 78 amino acids.
CUCUCGUGGCCCAGGGAUACCUGAAGCAACCGAUUCGAUACGUACGUUCACGAUGCGUUUCGCCCUGCCCUCUGCUGUCAUCCUGUUGAUGGGUUCGGCGAGCACGGUGGUGGUGGCCGUCCCAGCCGCGGUGGCUGGUGAGACCUUGACGACCCUCGAGCGGCGGUACGAGUGCUCGUACCAGGACGACCAGUGCAAGGUGCUGUGCACGGGGGGGAGCAAGUACAUCAACUGCGGGCAGUCCGAGUGUCUCGGAACCGUGUGCAAGUGUGUUUGCCACUAUGGCUGACGGGAGUUGAUGAUGGAUCGGAUGAGGGGGCGGACGGACAUUGAUCAAUGUUGGCCGAGUGGUGCGACGAUAGCGGGACACUAUGAUGAUGGGGAUCGAUGACGGGGAGGGGACAUCUGAGAUUGGAUUCUACGAGGACUAUGAAGCGUGAAUGAACGAGCGAACGUAUGCUCUUUGUUCGGCAGGGUAUGUGAUGUGAUAGUGUCGUCGUCCAUCAAAUGACUUCGUGAGCUCCAAGCCUCCGUGCAACAGUUGCAGCAAUAGACAAC